Molecule: messenger RNA, 1242 nt
Organism: Cydia amplana
Lineage: Eukaryota; Metazoa; Arthropoda; Insecta; Lepidoptera; Tortricidae
Gene: NGR-A35
Product: QRFP-like peptide receptor
Exons: 8
Coding region: 25-1242 (405 amino acids)
Biological process (GO): cellular response to hormone stimulus; G protein-coupled receptor signaling pathway
Cellular component (GO): plasma membrane
Molecular function (GO): peptide binding; neuropeptide Y receptor activity
Source: RefSeq, a predicted model, not a curated record
AAUGCGUCGUUACCGGGGUUCUUCAUGAACUCUAGCGAGGCGUGGGCGCCGCCGAUGGACCUGGACGUGUUCUAUCGCCCCGACGUGGUGAUUAUCGCGCUGUACGUGGCCGUGCUCACGGCCUCGCUGUCCGCCAACACGCUGCUCAUCUUCAUCGUCAUCAAGUUCCAGUAUAUGAGAAGUGUUACAAACAUCUUCCUGGUGAACCUGUCCGUGGCCGACCUGCUGGUGACGCUGUUCUGCAUGCCUGUUCAGAUCGCCAAGUCCGUGACGCUGCUCUGGUACUUCGGAGAGGUCAUGUGCAAGACUGUCAACUUUCUACAAGGGGUAGCAGUAGCGUCAUCAGUAUUCACAAUCACAGCCAUGUCCGUGGACCGGUACCUGGCCAUCACGCAGUCACUGCGCCAACCCUGGAUGCCCUCGAGACGAGGAGCUUGCAGUCUUCUCGCCUGCUUGUGGCUGAUAUCUCUGGCCAUUUUCGCCCCGCUGCUGGCGGUUGCUGCUGUGGAAAGGGAAAUGGUGCCCAUGUUGGCUAGGACGAAGAAUGGAUCGAAUCAUAAUUUACAGGUACUAAUGGAGCGAAGCAUUGAGUUCUGCACGGAAAAAUGGCCAGACUCCAUACGAAAGGAGCUUUAUGGCGCCUUCAGCUUUGUACUGGUGUACGCCGUGCCAGGCUGUAUCGUGGUGGUGUCGUACGCGCUGAUGGGCCGCCGCCUGUGUUCCGUCAUGCCGCCCUUCGACCAGACGGAGGGCAGUGCGAACAGCCAACAGCGGCUCCGACUCGUGCGCGAGCGCAAGCGCGUCGCCUGGAUCCUGCUGCUGCUUGCCAUCCUUUUCGCACUCUGCUGGCUGCCAUACAACAUCCUGCAACUCCUGAUUGACGUGAAUGCUGUGCAGGUGGACUCUGGAGCGCUGCUGAUGCCGUACACUCUACUACUAGGGCACGCGAACUCUGCCAUCAACCCGAUAGUGUACUGCCUGAUGACGCGCAACUUCCGGCGGUCACUGCGCAAGCUGCUGUGCCACGACCCGGGUAACAUACACUCUAGUACUCAUUUCCAUAUGCAGGGCUUAAGACAAAAAUCCAACACGUCUAGCGCUCGCACUCGCACUACUGUCACGUUCCGCAGCAGCAACCAUCAGAGGCCGUGUGCCCCGAGCAUCCAGUACGGGAAGGUUGCCCGCACCACCUCGCUGAAAGACAACGGGUGGAGAGGCGAGAAAACACCACAGUUCCUAUAA